Capsella rubella is the source of this 1292-nucleotide messenger RNA. RefSeq lists its product as uncharacterized. Lineage: Eukaryota; Viridiplantae; Streptophyta; Magnoliopsida; Brassicales; Brassicaceae. The coding region runs from base 57 to 1199 and encodes 380 amino acids. The transcript is spliced from 2 exons. The record is from RefSeq and is a predicted model, not a curated record.
CCUCACACGAAUCACAAAAACCACUGAAAUAUCUCUACCGAUUAUAACAAAAAAACAUGUACGUUACAAGGCGCUUGUCGGAAUGCCAAAGAAACAGAUCGGAGUUGUUGGAAAGUCCAAACUCCGGUGUGCUUGUGAUUCAAGAUGAAGAGUCAAGACCAACUUGUUGCUUCGGAUCUUGCUACGAGGGUGGACUCAAAGGCUUACCAUUCCCACAGAACGCUAAGCUGACUGUGAAAUAUACCACCGUAAGUGAUCAAUCUCCCGUCGUCGUUAUAACUGAUCGUGAUCCGGUCAUUUUCAUUCCGGUACUUGAUCAGCCGUUAUCUUCAAACCGUUACUACACCAUUAUGCGAAGCGGGAAACACUCAGGAGAAGCUUCCGCAAAUGCGAAAGAGGAAGACAGAGUCCCAAGCUGCUUUUGCCUCAGCUAUGUUCCUGAAGCUAAGCCACAACAACCAGAUCCUAAUGAUAUAUACCAACAAUUUGAGAUCCAUCAAAAGAAAUCAGUGUCUGGAAAGUACUUUGCCACAUCCGUUGCACCUGACGGGAUACCACCAGAGUUUCUUAAGAGGAAGAAUUGGACUGUUAAGUACUCAACAUCAGAAGACUUUGGUCUAAGAGAUGAUGCGAAAGGUAUUUACACUAAUAUUCGUUCUGAGCUACCAGGUGAUUUUAGUGCAAGCGUUGUGGUAGGGAAAUGGUAUGUCCCUUUCAUAUUUGUCAAGGAAAGAGAUGCAAAGCAUCAGUUUAAGAAUUCAACUUACUAUAGCAUGAUUCUUAUCCAAAGAUGGGAAGAGGUUUACUCUUGCCAAAAUGACGAAAAGCGCGAGGUUGUUGUUGAUGUUGAAGUGGAAACACAAGUCGUGAAGCUUGAGGGACAAGAUAUUGGAAACAGGGCAAGAAGUGUGGACGACAAUGGGGUUGUUUGGUUUGAGGUUGCUGACAAGAGGAUUGGUUUGAGAUCUGCGGUUACCGAGAAGAUGAAAUGGGAAGAGGAGAGAUUCGGGUGGAAGAGUGAACCGAGAAGAGCAGUGGUUAAGAAAUCUGAGAGAAUUGAUGGAAGCGGUUCGAAUUGGAAAAGUUAUAGAUGUUAUGUGUUGGUGGAGAGCUUUGAGUUGAGGAGAACGGCUGGGAGUUUAGUGUUGACAUUUGAGUUUAAACAUGUUGAUAAGCUGAGAGCCAAGUGGGAAUCAUGAGAGAUUGAUUCUUAUGUUAAACUAUGUGUGUUAGUAAUGAUUUUCGUCAAUUGUUCUUUGUGUGAUAAGCUAUUAAAAAAGUUUGAAGUUUAA